Molecule: messenger RNA, 1401 nt
Organism: Mycena indigotica
Lineage: Eukaryota; Fungi; Basidiomycota; Agaricomycetes; Agaricales; Mycenaceae
Exons: 6
Coding region: 1-1401 (466 amino acids)
Source: RefSeq, a predicted model, not a curated record
AUGGCCCUCGUCAAAAAGUGCCCCGAUACAUGGACGGAGAAUGGCGUACAAUCCACCUUCGACAUCACCUUCUCAUCGACCUCUUCGCUCACGGGGACCACAGACGUAUGCGGCUGGGGCUGGCGAUUCGCCUGGGACUGCUCCGAUGGACCAGUCACCGUCUACUUCGACCCGCACCUGAUAGCGAAUGCCAAGUACGGGCGGGUAUCGUGCGCUCUCUCUACCACGGGGCUAAGAACAGAGAUAUACGAUAUUGGCACCUUUUCUGUCACGCUACCGCUUCUCCCCACCGAGCUACCUCCAUCCACAGCUGGAUGGCCCAUCGGCAGAUGUUCCCGGACCCAUGUAAAAGCUCUGAGAAGGAAGUUCGACUCGGAGUCGUCUAGGUCGCGCCCAUCUGAAACCCCUCCGGCUGUCUUAACCGUCACCAUUUCCUUUGAAGCAGCACACGGCUUUGCUCCUCCCCAACCGCUCACCAUCCGAACCCGCCUCCCGUUCUCCGAAGAGCCGCUCCCCGCCCGCAUUCGCGCCUGCCUCGCCGACACAAUCCACGGCGGAGAACUCAUCGACGUCAAAUUCUGGCUUUACUCCCGUGUGGCGACUGGAUACGUGUAUCAUCCGCGCCCGCUCUACGGGAACCUCAAGCUUAUGCGCGGAACAUCGAAGCAGUUUGACCAAGAUAUCGACGACUUGCUUAGCGGUUUUGCAGAGUCGGGCCAGACGGACAUCGCCACGGACAAGCCGCCCCAGGCUGCGUUCGAGGAGUACGACUACAUGUCUGACAGCGACAUGGAUGAAGACGAGGCGAUCGACGGGGAUAUGAUUGUCGACGAAGAAGGCCCCGAAACGCCCGAGGCACAGUCCGCGGCAGGUCCCAGCACACAGAUAAUCCAGGCUGUAAACGACUCAGAAACUAUUAUUGGUCGUCGCGGCUACCGCAUUGUGAUCAAAGGCCACGCAUAUAAUACGUGGAAGGCCUUGCUUUCCUACCUCUACACCGGCGACAUCCACUUCUGCAAGAUCAAGGCGGGUAAAGGUCAUUCUCCCCCUGCCAAACGCGACGACGGUGCCCCAGAAUGCUCCCCGAAAUCCAUGUAUAAGCUCGCGGAAAAGCAUGGCCUCGAGGACCUCAAAGCCCGCGCGCUCGAGUCGAUCCGCUCUCAGAUGUCGGCGGACACCAUCGUACACGAGGCGUUCUCCAACUUCACGGCUAUGUUCGAAGAGGUCAAAGCCAUGCAGGUCGGCUUCCUGCGCAAAAAUCUACGUGACGCGGCGGUCCGUGAGGGCCUGACGGGCAUGUUGCUCCAUCUGUGUGACGGCCGCGGAUCGUCUGCCUCCGCUGCCGUGCUGCAGGACGUUAUUUACGGUCCGAACGGUGGGCUCUCCCUCGAAUACGCGUAG